Molecule: messenger RNA, 432 nt
Organism: Paramecium tetraurelia
Lineage: Eukaryota; Ciliophora; Oligohymenophorea; Peniculida; Parameciidae
Exons: 2
Source: RefSeq, a predicted model, not a curated record
AUGCUAGAAGUUUUAUUCAGAUCUUCAGCUACAGUUUAUGACCCUGUUGAAUUUUUAGAUGAUGAGGCUUCAAUAAAACCUCAAAUCCACAUAUCAUAUCAUUAUCAAAGAAAAGUGGAUGCAACCUUUGCUUAAGAUAUUUUAAUCAAGCUGAGGCAAGCAAAAAUGAUAGGUAUGGAAGGGUUCCCAACUAAUUUAAAAAUGAAUUUUCAUAUAUUUGGAUAAGUAGCUUUAGGGAAUCUCGAAUAAUUAUAUGAAUUUGGAAUUGAGUAAAAUACUCAUGAUGGUACAGGUAUUAGAGAUCAUAUUCAUGUUUAGAUUUAGGAGAGACUCACAUAGUUGUAGUAUACUAAUCCAAAUAAAACAAGGAAAAAUGGGAUGGCAAGAGAGGAUUGUCCAGAUUCAUACAAUUUUAUUAAAUCAAAAUAAUGA